AUGAGGACGGCUGUCUUGUUCGGCCGAUUCUGCUUGAGCCGUGGCGGACUUCCACAGUCACUGUCCCGAGUCGCGCCGUCGUGUCGAUGGCGCCCCAAUCAUUCGCGGCCAUGGCCGCCAGGUCUUUGCAAACGACCUUCGAGGAGGAGUCCAGCACUAGGCGUGGCUCUAUUUGCCUCCCUAACACCUGGCGCGUUUUUAAAACUUGUGGAAGAGGAAGGGGACGGUGGCGGGAAGACGAGUGAAAUGCAGAUGCUGGAGAUCUCAAGACAGGAGAUGCAACAGUGCGUCACGGAGAAGGUCCAGGGUCUUCCCCGUUUUUUCCAAUCCCUUUUCAUCUUCUGGAACUACUACAUCUAUGAUACGGUGGCCACUGGCUGUCGAUUCGUUCAUUUGGUUGCGGUCUUCCUGCCUGUCAUCCUCGCGGCACCGGCCGUGUGGUUUGGGAGGCGGAUCGAAGGGCGCAAGGGUAGUCGGACGGGAACUCUAUGGUGGUAUAACUAUCUCGUCAAGUCGAUGGAACGUGCGGGGCCAACCUUCAUCAAGCUUGGACAAUGGGCAGCGUCGCGAACCGAUAUAUUCCCCCCGGAGCUGUGCGAUUAUAUGUCCUCGCUACACUCGAAUGCCCCGGCCCACUCCUUGCAAGAUACCAAGGAGACUAUCGUCAAAGCCUUCGAUGGGCUGCAGUUCGAUGAUAUAUUCGAGGAAUUCUACGAAGAGCCGCUUGGGGUAGGAGCUAUUGCUCAGGUCUACAAGGCAAAGCUGAAACCGGAUCUGGCGGCUACCCAUGACCAGGAUCUUAUACCCCAGCCCCAGAGUUUGCGAGGCAAAGUUCGAAAAAAUGUCGAUGUGUUGGUGAAAAGCACGCCUCAACGGGUCCCGUCGUCCUAUGUGGCUGUCAAAGUGCUUCAUCCCAGGGUCGAACGAGUGAUCCGCAGAGACUUGAAAAUCAUGUCUUUCUUUGCUUCGAUGAUAAAUGCUAUCCCGACCUUGCACUGGCUGUCCUUGCCGGAUGAAGUCCAUCAGUUUGGAGCGAUGAUGAAGCUGCAAUUGGAUCUCCGAAUCGAGGCGAGUAACCUGGUCAUCUUCCGGGAGAAAUUCGCGCAGCGGACCACUGCUUGGUUUCCGUAUCCCUAUCUGGACUACAGCACUCGAGAAGUCCUUGUUGAAGAGUUUGCGCAAGGGAUUCCUCUGUCGAAAUUCUUAGAUGUCGGGGGAGGGGUCUAUCAGCAGGAAAUCGCCAACGAAGGUCUGGACGCAUUCCUCCACAUGUUACUGAUUGAUAAUUUUGUCCAUGCGGAUCUACACCCGGGUAAUAUUAUGGUGCGGUUCUAUAAGCCAAGCGAAUUAGAUAUCUCUCUCCGCAAACAUACCCGGGCAUCGGAUGCGCCCACUACGGCGGAGGUGGAUGUGACGGAGAAUGUCCUUGCACGUCUGAGACCACAUGCCCGCAAUCAGGAAGACUGGGCGAAGGCACUGGGUCAGCUGAAUGUGGAGGGCUAUCGCCCUCAACUCAUCUUCAUCGACACCGGCCUAGUCACGCAGCUCAAUGACACAAACCGAAGGAAUUUCCUUGAUCUUUUCCGCGCGGUGGCUGAGUUUGAUGGCUUCCGAGCGGGACAACUCAUGGUUGAACGAUGUCGUCAGCCCGAAGAGGUCAUCGAUAGCGAUGUAUUCGCAAUGAAGGUGGACCGUCUCGUGCAGAGCGUUAAAUCGCGAACCUUCGCAUUGGGAAAUAUCAAGAUCGGGGAUGUCCUGAGCGAGAUACUCUCAAUGGUCCGAGGCCAUCACGUUCGACUGGAAGGAGACUUUGUCAAUGUUGUUAUAUCGAUCCUCCUACUCGAGGGCAUUGGAAGAAACCUUGACCCCAAUCUGGACCUUUUCAAGAGUGCACUCCCCAUAUUGCGGACCCUCGGAUCUAACACCACCUUUUUGAAAUCCGUUCGAUCGGGUGAUACUUCGAUGCUACGGGUGUGGGUUGGGCUUGAAGCGCGCGGAUUGCUUCAAGCCAGCAUUGAAAGUGUGGAACAAUGCGUCAAAUACGAUCAACUCUCCCCUAAUAUCUAA
Molecule: messenger RNA, 2067 nt
Organism: Aspergillus steynii IBT 23096
Lineage: Eukaryota; Fungi; Ascomycota; Eurotiomycetes; Eurotiales; Aspergillaceae
Product: ABC1 kinase family protein
Exons: 3
Coding region: 1-2067 (688 amino acids)
Cellular component (GO): mitochondrion
Source: RefSeq, a predicted model, not a curated record